UGUGAAAGGAGGAAUGCCUCCUUGUAAAAAAUCUGUUUGUGGUCCAUGUCAGAUUUGUGGCCGUACAUCAUUAAGAUGGAUUCAUCUCAUAAAAACUAAGAAUGAAAAUCUGAAAUCAUUUAUGCAUACCCACUUGCCAGAAUUGUCAGAUACGGAUUGUAUUUGCAAUGCUUGCCGCCAUAAGUAUAUCAAAAAACUGAAAACCCCCACUUACACACCUGAAAAAACAAGAACCAAAACGAGACCUAUGUGCUUUCUAGCCAACUUUGAGUUAUGUAAUAGUGCUUCUGUGUGUGAUUGCUCAUACACAUUAGAACAACUCAAAGCCUGUUUCCCAAAUCUCGACUUGGCUGAGCUGCCAAAUGAUGUACCACUUUGCAGGCCUCAUAAAUCACAUGUGUAUAAUUUUGGUGCAGCUACAAAUUGUGCAGCUUGUGGAAUUUAUUUGGCGUCUAAAUUAAGAACUUACUCAUGUGCAAAUAUUAACAUUGAGAAUGCUUACUUGAUGCUUCAAUUAGACAAAAAUGAGACAACUUUAACUUCUGACAGCACUCUAUGUUACAUGUGUUAUUCUGUGUCAAAGAGGGUGGAAAUUCCAGAUUUAUCCCUUGAUGAUCUUGAAUCAAGUUUUCUUGAAAAUGUAAAGGACAUUGGGGAUAUGUCGCAUAGUAGAUCUGCUCUGUUGAAGGCUGCCAUAGAAAUGUGUAAUCGUUUCCACAACAAUGAAGCCUUUCUCCUUGUAGAUAUUUAUGAAGAAGUUUUCAUUCCUUACCUGAAUACUCUUUGCUGUCAGUCAGACAAUUGCUUUGAUUCGUGCAAAAGGACCAGUAGGUGGAUGUUGUCUGGGUUAAUUGAAAAAUUCGGCAAUUUGUUGGAUUGCCACAAGAUGCCAGCACCUAAGUUUGGCAUCUUGUUAAUGUACAAAGACCUGGACAUGAAAAAGGCACUUCAUUUGGCUUGUGCGAGAUUACGAUUUCAGAAAAGGAAAGAUCCUGAGCAUUCGCAUUCUGACAUAAAUGAUGGUAGCACAUCUGUAUUUAUGCGUCAAUCAGGUGUCCAUUUAGAUUGCACUAAUGAAGGUCUACUUGCUAAAGUCAAUGAAAAACUUAAGCAACAGGCAAAGGAGAUUACGGAUUAUUUUACCAAGAAUCCUACAGAGGUUGCUUCCUUUACAUUCGAAUCUGUGCUAGAUAUGAUUGAUCCGUUAGUGUGGAAUAUGAUAUCUAUUACAACUGCUACUGUGGAUGAACUCCAGUAUUCCAAUAACGUACCAUUUAUGUGGGACAAAGAAAAAAUCAUGUUUCCUGGCUAUUCCAAAUCACACGGGAAGCAACGCAGAAACAGAAGAAUCAUUCUAACCAUGUAUAUGCAGUUUGUUUUAAAUGAAAGUAACAAUUGUCCCUUACAUAUUGUUGUUGCUAAUUGUGUGAAAAGGUUGUCACAUUCCUCAAAACUGUUGAGGUUAUUAAAUCAGUCCGGCUUUUGUGUAUCUGAGGAUACACUUGAUAGGUUUUUGGAGAAUAUAAAGGAGAUUAGACAAAAAGCAGGUGUGCUUUCAACUUUAGAAGAAUACUCCUUUACAGUUGUAAGUAUAGACAAUAUAGAUGCACAAUCUACUCAUGCUGCCAUAAGUUCUGAAAAGACACAAAGAAGCUGGCAUGGUACAUCGGUCAUGGCCCAGCAACCUAAACCUAUCACUGAAAAGCUUUGUCUUGAUAAUGAGAUACUUGGUGAUGCAAAAAAUCUUCCAGAUUUCCAUGUCAUCCCAAUUUAUGGUGAUGGGCGCUGCCUUUUCAGAUGUGUUGCAGCAUUUAGCAAUUAUGAUAUUUUGCACUGUGACAGAAACGCUUUUGGUAUUCCCAGUGAUACUAAUGUUUUCUUGGAGGAGAUACUAGCAGACAACCUGAGGCAUGCAGUUUGUGAUUUUCUUAGCCUAAACAUUGCGUACUUGGAGACGCUUCCUGUUGGUGUCAAGCAGUUUUUGUUGGAGUCGUCUCCCAACACUUUUUAUGCAUCAUUUGUAGCCCGUAUUGAAGAUGAGCAUUUCCCAGGAACUUAUGGAGGAUGUCUAGAAAUUUGUGCCCUUGCUUCAAUUUGUCAAAUUGACAUUCAUAUUUACCAGCGCUCAGUUGAGGGGAUAAAACUUGUAGCCAAGUAUCCUAUAGACCAGCAUUCAGGCCAUCACAUUUGUUUGCUGUACCGUCCUGAUUCAGCAAGUGCAGCAGGCCAUUUUGAUUUGUUGCUCUCUAGUACUUGUCGACCAAACUGUCACUCAUUAAUUGACUUCGACAGCCAUGCAACUAUCCCUAUGCAGUUGAAUUAUAAUGCUGAGCAAAAAAUUGAAUUAAUGGACAUGUUGUUGGCAUACAUGCCAAUGGCUGUGGAACAUAACCCAGGCACUUCAGAUAUUCAAGAUGUUCAUGAACAUGCACUGGUGACAUCCUCAGGAAAUAAUGGAACUUCAUUCCAAGAGAAAACCAUUGAGGGAGUGACUAAAAAGCCUUCUGUAAGAAGGCAGGUAACCAAAUUGGAUAUUCCACUGCAUGAGAGGACUUAUUUCUCUACUCCGCUUUAUAAAACCUUCAUUCCUCAGCAACUUUCAUUUGAGAAUUUUUCACCAACAGAGGGAGAAAGAGAGGUGGAAAAAAAACUCUCUUAUGAUGUGUUCAUGUACAUUGUUGAACGUCAUGUUACAGUUUCAGGGAAGACUCAAAAUGUUAUCCCAGGCUUGAAGUGCAACAUGGUUCUGCAUGCACAAAGUGAGUGUGAACAAUCCAAAUUUUCCUAUUUGUAUGUCUUGAAUGAGAAGGCGGAUAGUGCCUUGACUAUUAAGUCUGUUGUUAGCUUGCUGUACGAUCUGUUUCACAUUUCCAAAUCUGUCAAUCACCUUGUAGUGUUAGGAGAUGGUGCAACAUUUCGAAUUCUGCUUGAUGUUAAAAAGGAAUACGGUGAAGUUUUGGACUGGGUUGUUCCAUAUAUUGGUGACUGGCAUAUUUUGAAAAAUUUUCAAGAGGUUUUGAUGAAAGUAUUUUGGGAUGCAGGCUUAAAAGAUAUUGCCAGGUUAACACACAAGGGUGGAACUCUGAGAAAUAUGAAAUCUUGUAGCAAUUUCAAAAGGACACAUCGAUUCAUUCUGCAAGUCUACGAAGCAUUUUAUAUUCAUCAGUUCAAAUGCUUUCUAGACUUUAGAAUGGGACAUGAACAAUACGACCGGUGUGUAAUCACAAAUGAAAAAUUGCAGGAAAUGGUCAUUGAUAUUGUUCAGCAGUUACAAGUGCAUGGUGACUCAUGCGAUUAUUCAAAUAUGCAAGAGUUUGUUUCUGGCAUUCAUGUCAAACUUCACAACAUCCUUCCAUCUGUGCUUGAAGAGUUUAAUGAGUAUUGCAACAAUAUGACAGAGAAGUUUGAAACAUUCAAAUUUUGGAACAGAUUUUUGAAAGAAGACUGUUUCUGUUAUAUUCAGCUGUGGAUUGCAAUGAGAAGUGGCAACUGGCAAAUGCGACUUUGUGCUUUAAAAAGAAUGGCCCCAUUGUUCUUUGCAUUUGAUAGACAGAACUAUUCUAAGUUAAUACCCAUUCAUCUCAGUCAAAUGUAUGGUCUUCCAUCUUACAUUGCAAAACACUUUGAAAAUGGCGGUUUCGUUUCAAGUAUUCGAGGAGCAAAUUUCUCUUCAGUGGGGUUUGAUGAAGCGCAUGAAAUGCUCAUCAAUAAGGACUGUAAAAUAGCCCUUUCUCGUGGCUUGCCAACUAACAUGGAAAAAAUGGCAGGUACACUAGAAUUUCAGGGCCAAUUAAUUAACAGUUUCCACAACCAGCUUGCCCUUUCUGUUCUUGCACACCCUUUUCAAAGAGAUAUGUCACCUUCAGUUAUAGCAUCAGAGCUAAAAAAUGUGAAGGUUUACUUCUCCAAAGUGUCUGCGAGUUCUAUAUUUAAUGCUGACCAGUCACCAACUUUACACAGUGUUUUUGAUCACACACCUGCCAAUAAAGUCCAGCAAAAGGCCCUGCUUGGCUUCAGAGAUAUCGGAACAGUAGCGUUACAUAACUAUGUUCGAUCAUGUAUUUUGAAAGAUCCCAGUGUCAACAAACCAGUCAUUAGACGACAUCAGCUUCGCACUUUUGCAAAAGAAAAAGUGACCAAGAGAAAAAUUAAUCUCAUUGAAAAGGAAAAAAAAAUGGUAACACUUUGUUACAAGCGCACAAUAGCCUAUUCACAGGAGCACAAUCUACCGAUCAAUCAACUUUUGCAGUUUGUAGAAACACCUAGAGCUCUUUGCACCCCAUCAGGUAUGCCGUACAAAGGAGCAAAAUAUGUGAUAUAUGACUUUUUUGGGAAACGAUAUGAAGCAACUUGUUGUCUUAUCACAGAUUCUCAUGUUUUCAAUACAGGCGCAUGUCUAAUUGCAGAAGGGAUGAAUAUAAUAUAUACUAAUCCACUGUCUGGAUUCAAAUUUUUCUGGGAGUAUGCAAUGUUUAUUGUUUCAAGGUGGAUUAAACCCUAUUUUAGAAAACAAUACAAAGAAGUCAGAAUUCUUUUUGACCAGGUGUGUUCUCAGGGCGUUUCUCCAAAAGGAUUUGAGAGAGAAAGAAGAGAUAUCCAAACAUACAUGUAUGAUGAUGAUGAUGAUGUGGUGGUGUAUGAUGACAUACAUGAUCAAACAAAUCUACCACCAAGCUGGUCCAAGUUUCUGAAAGUUAGACAGAAUAAGCGAUUGCUUUGUAAUUAUCUGUCUAACAAAUUUAUUGAAAUUGUGUCUUCAUCAAUCCUAACAGAAGACCAGAUUUUUGUUACUUCAGGUGGUUUUGAACCUAAUAGGCCAGGUUCAAAUGAAUGGACUGGCAAGUAUGUAACAAAGGCAGGUGUACAGCAUCAUACAAUUUUUCACAACCAUGAAGAAACAGAUACGCAGAUUUGGUUGCAUGUUGCCGACACAAAAUGUUCUGUCAUACAUAUUUAUUCUGUAGACAGAGAUAUAGGAAUGAUUGGUUUACCCCUCGUCUUUGAUGGUAAAUCCAUUAUAAUCCAGUAUAAAGCAUCAGCAACCAAUGAGAAGUAUUUACACUUGAAUAAUCUUCAGUCAGCUCUUAAAAAUGAUCCAGACUUGGCAGGGCUUGUUGCCAGUGGCUGUGACAUCUGUAAAAUAAUCCAGGUUCUGUACAUUUGUACUGGAUGUGACUUUGUCUCUUACUUUGCCAGACUUGGUAAAUCUACAUUUUUCAGAGUUUUCUUUCAGUUCGCUGCAUUUAUUUCAGGAAAUGACCCCCAAACGGGGGGUCAUUUAAGUAAUACUAAUCUAAAUGUUAAUCACAAAGAAGGCCUUCUUUCAUUUUAUCGACUUGUUGGUUGUGUCUACUUUCAAGCUAAUCGUGCUUGCCUCACUCAGCAUGCCAACAACCCUGUCGAACUGUUUGACAGUAUACAGGAAACCACAUCACUUGAUCAACAUUACAAGUUUUUGUCUAUUAUUCGUAAAGCAUCAUGGAAAGGUGAAUAUGAAGAUACCUUACUACCAUCAGAUACUGCUUUGUCUUUGCACUGGUUAAGAUCAUGUUGGGUUAGCAGUGUAUGGGGCAGUGCCCUUCAACCUGUGUUUGACUACCCUGAUGUCAAAUGUUAUGGCUGGGCACAGUCUGAAAAUGAUGCUCGUGAUAUUUGUAUUGUUUGGGACUCUUCAGACAAUAUGGAGAGAGUCCGGAAAAAUGUGUACCAUUUGACAAGAGGUUGCAGUUGUAACAAAAAUAAGUGCCUCAAUAGACAGUGUAAGUGCCAAAAAAAUAAUCAACGAUGUGGACCUGGCUGCACUUGUCGAAACUGUGAGAAUGUUCCAGUAGUGGUAGAUAAACCUGAAAUUUUUCAGGAUGAUAUUGAUUCUGAAUCCAAUGAGUCACAUUCCAGUAGUGAAGAUACAUGUAGUGAUACAGAAGAUCCCCCUGAUCAUGAUAUACAUGCACAUGAAAAUGACAAUUCAUCUCAAAAUGAGCAAGAUGAUUGGUUGUGAAUAUUUUCUGAUAAUGUACCCAAUUUUUUGUGAGUCAUUAUUACAUGUACAGGAUGCAGUACAGAGCAGAAUGCAAUUGGAGUAUUUCUGCAUUUACAGGAAGCAUGCAGGAUUAAUAUGGUGGUGCUUAUUCAUGAUUGUUACUUCUUGUAAGGAGUUAGUGCACGCAUGAUGUAUAUCCAACUCCAUUUU
Molecule: messenger RNA, 6190 nt
Organism: Acanthaster planci (crown-of-thorns starfish)
Lineage: Eukaryota; Metazoa; Echinodermata; Asteroidea; Valvatida; Acanthasteridae
Source: RefSeq, a predicted model, not a curated record